GGCCACGCCCCAGCCAUGCGCUUCGGCCGUAGGCCCCGCCCCCUCGGGGACCGCGCGGGGUCGUUGCUACGGGAGCCGCGCGAGGUCGCGCACGCGGCGGAAGCGAAGAUGGCGGCGCCCGUGGAGAUCUGUCAUGUCGCUUGCUGCGCCAACCGGACGGGCGGCGGAGCCGUGUCCUGGGGCCGGGGGGCGCUUCUCGCCUUCGGUAGCUGCCGGGACGUCGUACUCUACGAGCCGGCGGCCGCGCGGGUGGUCGCUGCCCUCCGCGGCCACACCGGCCGGGUGAACUGCGUGCGCUGGGUCCGCCGGCGGGACGGCGCUUCUGAAACAGAGUUAAUUUCUGGUGGAUCUGAUAAACAACUCAUUCUUUGGGAACUGAAUGGAACAGGAAAGUGGAAUAAUCAGCUUGUGAAAAGCAUUCCUCUCAAAGGCCAUGCUGAAGCUGUUUGUGCCGUGGAUGCUGUCUACCAGUCAGAUGAGCCUGAUUCAAAUCUGCUAGUAGCUUCUGCAGCUUCUGACUCUACUGUGAGAAUUUGGUCUCGGCAUGGUUCGGAAGCUAAAUGUAUUGAAAUUCUGCAGUUUGGAAAUGGAUUUGUUAUGGAUGUCUGCUUAUCGUUCUUGCCUGGCAGCAGUGUACCAAUACUGGCUUGUGGUGGUGAUGACUGCAAAAUACAUUUGUUUAUACAGCAGAAUGACCAGUUUCAGAGAACUUUAAUACUCCCUGGCCAUGAGGAUUGGAUAAGAGGCGUUGAAUGGGCAGCCUGUGGUGAAGACCUUUUCUUAGCAAGCUGUGCUCAGGAUUGUUUGAUAAGAAUUUGGAAAGUGUGUGCAAAAUCAAAGGAACUUCCAGAAACUGAAGAUGAUUCCAUAAGACUGAAAGAGAAUGUUUUUACUGUCAAAGAUACUGUUACAACAUAUGCAAUUACUUUGGAGUCUGUGUUGGCUGGUCAUGAAAACUGGGUGUACGCAGUUCACUGGCAACCUUCCUUUUCCAAAGAUGGCAGCAUGCAACAACCAAUGAGGAUAUUGUCUGCAUCAAUGGACAAAACUGUGAUCAUCUGGGAACCUGAUAAGGAAUCUGGAGUUUGGCUGGAACAGGUGCGGGUAGGUGAAGUGGGUGGCAAUACCCUUGGAUUCUCUGACUGCCAUUUUAGUCCAGAUGGUUCAAUGAUCAUUGCUCAUGCUUUUCAUGGAGCACUACACCUUUGGAAACAGGCUGCAGUUAAUAAGAAAGAGUGGACUCCAGAAGUUGUGAUUUCAGGACAUUUUAACAGUGUAGAGGAUGUAAAGUGGGAUCCAGAAGGAGAGUUUAUCAUCAGUGUUGGUUCUGAUCAAACUACUAGACUCUUUGCUCCAUGGAAAAGAAAAGAACACACAGAGGUAACCUGGCAUGAAAUUGCAAGGCCUCAAGUACAUGGGUAUGACAUGCGCUGUCUGGCAAUGAUUGGCCGGUUUCAGUUUGUGUCGGGAGCAGAUGAAAAAGUGCUUCGAGUUUUUCGUGCACCCAAGAAUUUUAUAGAAAAUUUCAGUAACAUCACUGGUAUUGCAGUGGAGAAGCUAUGCUCCCAUCAAUCAUCUGAUCUUCCAGAAGGUGCAACUGUGCCGGCUUUGGGAUUAUCCAAUAAAGCUGUUUUUGAAGGAGAUAUGGCUGUUCAACCAGCUGAGGAUGAAGAAACAUUUAAUUCCAUUUCAAAUCAGUAUCCUGAGAUUUAUUUUCAACCCUUGAUCCUUACAGCACCUCCUCCAGAGGAUCACUUACUACAGAAUACCUUGUGGCCUGAAAUUCAGAAGUUGUAUGGACAUGGAUAUGAAAUUUUUUGUGUUGCGUGCAAUAAUUCGAACACCGUAGUUGCCUCAGCAUGUAAGGCUUCCAAAAAAGAGCAUGCAGCAAUUAUUUUGUGGAGCACUAGCUCCUGGAAGAAACUGCAGAGUUUGUCAUUUCACAAUCUGACGGUUACUCAACUGGCAUUUUCUCCUAAUGACAAAUUUUUAUUAGCGGUUUCUAGAGACAGGAAUUGGUCACUGUGGAGAAAACAAGACUCAUCAGAGUCAGGACCAGUCUUCAGUUGCUGUGCAUACACAGACAAAAAUACAGCUGUUCACAGUCGAAUCAUUUGGUCUUGUGACUGGACACCAGAUAGCAAGUAUUUUGUUACUGGCAGUCGAGACAAAAAGGUCAUUAUCUGGGGCCAGUGUGACUUAUCUGAGGCUACUGAAGGGAAUAUGUUGGAUUCUGUCAAGCCUUGUUCAACAGUACUGGAUGUUGGGGAUUCUGUUACUGCUGUCAGUAUCAGCCAUGUGCUUACUCCUGAUGGAAGAUAUAUUGUUGCAGUAGGCUUAGAGAGUGGGAAGAUCAUCUUGUACACAUGGAAGCAGAGUGGGCAAGAACCAGCACUAGCAGAUUGGACCCUUUGUGUUGAGAUGGGUGACAGCCGAAGUCACGCUCUUGCUGUGAAACGUUUGUGUUGGAGACACCAUGCAGGCAGAGCCGGACAUAAUGAUCAGAACAGCAGUGAGUGGUUGCAGCUCGCAAGUUGUGGAGCUGAUCACUGUGUUAAGAUAUUCAAUGUCAACAGAUUUGCUCUUUAGCAAAGGCAGCAGGCCUUUGAAUCUGCACAAAACAGAUUCACAACAUUUUGUUUCUGCCUUUAGUCAUUUUGAUUGUUGGAUUUUCUGUUUUCUGCUGUGUAAAGCAAAACAUUUUACAUGUAACUUAUUAAAGCAACUUUUGUGCUAGUUUGAAAUGUCAAAUAUUUUCCUAAUUCUGCAGUUCCAGGAAUAUGAAGUACUUACACGUUUUGGUUGGUGAAUAUCCUAGAGGAUGGGAGGUGGAGUAGGGUGUGGGAGAAGGAUAAUGAGGUGUCUUUGUUCACUGUGGCUCCAAAGGUAGGUGGGAAGCUGCUGGUACUUGGGUUCUUCCGUGCUUGGGGUUACAAAUGGAGUACUGAAUUGUUUUGAGCUCCUUAUUCCUGUGCAGUUAAACAGAGGUCCGAGUUAAAUAUACAGCUUUCUCUGAUCACCUUCUGAACGUGUGUUACAGCCCUGAUCCAAGUCUUAGACCAACUUACGUAAGGAGGAGUAUUCCUCAUUCUUCUGCUGUUCAUAGUGCUGGGCUUAUGUUUCUUGGUCGUGUGAGGCUUAAUGGCCAACUCACAGACCACUUAAAUCUUGUGGGGUCUCCCCCGUGAGCCAUCUCUGAGCAGAGUGCUGUAGAAGAGUCACCUCUCACUCGGCUUUGAGGGAUGUCCUCUAGUUCGGACUGGAAGAGCUCACAAAUAUCAGUAGGUGGGACCUGAAAGGUGCCAGUCGUUCCUGAAUCUGCCUUUGGACUCUUCGUGACUUGUGAGUGCUCUUUAUCUAUUCUGGUGACAAGUUGAACCAGUUAGCUGAUUUGUCUGACUCUUGUAAUUUAAAUAGGUUGAUAAUAGACCUCAACAGGUCUGUCUCCAAUUCCAAAAUCAAAUUGGAAAUCAGUUAAACUUUGGGAUCAAAAUUAUUUUUGUUCCAGAACCAAUAGCUACCCAAACCGGUAGCACAGAAAUAACUGGAAUUGUGCUUAACUUUUUACUGUGUUCCAUCUUGAGCUAGAGAAUGAGCCAAAUUAUUUUCAAAAUAAUUAUAGAUGAGGUUUUAAAGGGAUUUGUAUUUUAGCUUUUUAUUUUCAGUUCUGUUUUUCAGCAUUAAAAAAAACCCAACUUUCUUCAAAACAUGGUAGGGGUCUAAACCCCAGCUUCUUAAUAAAGGUGCUUUGCUACAUUUUACUUGUACUUUACUUACGUGUGUGUUAAGCAUUUGAUUAGCGUAUUUUUUACUGGUCCAGGAAUUUUUAAACAACCAUUGACUGUAUCCUGGCAAAAGCAAGACAUAACUUGUCAUUCAUAAGGCAUCAAAGAGUUGUCAAAAGUGGAACUUUAUUCUCUGUCACAACUGUAAUUUGGUAUCUUACCUACAAUUUGAUUAUAAUAUUGGAGAACACUUUUCAAUACUAAUAUGUCUUGCCAUGCAGCCACUCUUGCCUAUAGGCAAAAGUGAAUGUCAUAUUGUCCCUCUCUUUUUGUUUUGUGACAUACUGUCAUUAAACAAGCAUCAGCUAUUACAUGGUUUAGUAAUCCAUUCCAUUACUCCUGGGAUUUUUGUGACUCAAUCGCAUUGAAGAAUAUACCUCAUUGUUCCACCUUUGAAUACAUCAGAUUAGUCUGUUGAUCUCCCAAGUCUAAAUGUUUGUAAUAGACACUUUAUUUUUCGAUUAAGUUAGAGGUUGUCAAGAGACACCUCAACACAUGACUAAUGUAUUAUGUAUGAUGUUAUCUUUGUUCACAUAUCACUUUACUAUGCAUUUAGUGGGUGUGACUUUUACAUACGCCUUUAUCUCCUCAGUAAAUCCACUAAAGUUUUUUUCAAACCAGCAGGUAAAUCAGCAUCAGGGUAACAAGUCAAAUUGUCUUAACUAAUAUCAGAAAAUUAUUUGGAUCAAUAUAAGCAUGAUACCAAGGAAAAAUGAGUGUAAUUAUAGCGAUCAUUUUGGGGGUAGCAUUGGGUACCUGAUGAAGAACAGAGUUCUUUAAACAACGAAGUAGUACUAUUUAAGAUGAUUUUUUCCUUUUUUGUUUUGUUUCUUUUUUUAAAAAAUGGAGAACAGCAAGCAUUUGCCAGACACUUACUAUCUUCUUUCUAUUUCAUGAUUCUUGUUUUAUUGGUUUGAUAAAUACUGCUGGAGUCAAGUGCCUUCUUGCUAUAUUUCCUUUUUUCUGUUUUUUUUCCCCAAAAACUGUUUCUUUAAUUGAAAGAUUCUACUGUUUUUUAUGCCCACCGAAUGGCUGUUGUUUUUAUUUUCUUCCAUGUGCUUUUUUUUUUUGUAUAUAGUUACUCAGAGAGACUCAGUUUAAUUAAUUAUAGUGCCUAUGGUCAUGUACUAUUUCAUACCUUAAAACAAAAUAAAAAACUAUGGCUUCAGUCAUAUUUACCUGACUGACCUGACCAUAGUCCUGUUUACCUAC
Messenger RNA from Columba livia (rock pigeon), 4997 nucleotides. It is a transcript of the gene ELP2, whose product is annotated as elongator acetyltransferase complex subunit 2. The record is from RefSeq and is a predicted model, not a curated record. Gene Ontology annotation, biological process: tRNA wobble uridine modification. Bases 16 to 2589 code for a protein of 857 amino acids. The transcript is spliced from 22 exons. NCBI's taxonomy places the organism in Eukaryota, Metazoa, Chordata, Aves, Columbiformes, Columbidae. Gene Ontology annotation, cellular component: elongator holoenzyme complex. Gene Ontology annotation, molecular function: protein binding.